Aureococcus anophagefferens is the source of this 951-nucleotide messenger RNA. RefSeq lists its product as hypothetical. The record is from RefSeq and is a predicted model, not a curated record. The annotation marks the transcript as partial. Gene Ontology annotation, biological process: acyl-CoA metabolic process. Gene Ontology annotation, molecular function: fatty acyl-CoA hydrolase activity. The transcript has a single exon. Lineage: Eukaryota; Pelagophyceae; Pelagomonadales; Pelagomonadaceae.
CUGACGAGCGACGCGGAGCUGCGGUCGCGCUACGAGUCGGCCUUCGGCACGCUCCGCGUGGGCCGGCUCUUGGAGGACAUGGACGCGCUCGCGGGGUCCGUCGCGUUCUUGCACGUCGACGACGGCGACGCCGCGACGGACCCGCCGAUCCUCGUGACGGCGUCCAUGGAGAAGAUGGAGCUCGUCGACGAGCGCCUGAGCCUGGACGAGGACUACGCGCUCGUCGGGCAGCUCGCCUGGGCGGGGCGGAGCUCGCUGGAGAUCUACGCGGAGCUGCGAAGGGCGGACGGCGCGGCGGCGCUGCGCGCCGUCUUCACGUUCGUCGCGCGCAAGGCCGACGGCUCGGGCGCCGCGACCGUGCCGGCGCUCGUGCCGGAGACGGCCGACGAGCGCGCGCGGCACGCCGCGGCGGCGGCGAAGCAGGCGGCGCGCAAGGCGCGGCGCGCGGCCGCGGCGCGGGCCCCCGACGACGACGACGGCGCGGCCGUCGACGCGCUGCUCGGGCCCGGCCGCGUCGCCCGCGACUUCCCGGGCCAGGCCGACGACGGCUGCGUGCCCAUGGCGUCGACGUCGCUGCGCAACGCGCUCAUGUGCCACCCGCAGGAGCGGAACACCGCCGGCCGCGUCUUCGGCGGCGUGCUCAUGCGGCGCGCGCUGGAGCUGGCCUUCGCGACGGCGUUCUCCUACGGCGGGGCCGCGCCGCUGACCAAGGCCCUGGACCGCGUCGACUUCGUCCGGCCCGUCGACGUCGGGAGCCUGCUCGCGCUCAAGUCGCACGUCGUCUUCGCGGAGGGGACGACGAUGCACGUCGACGUGUCCGCCGCCGUCUGGAGGCCGGACAAGCGCGAGUCGACGCUCACGAACACGUUCAGCUUCGUCUUCACCGUCGACGGCCCGCGGCCCCUGAAGAGGGUCCUGCCGUCGACGCGGGCCGAGGCGCGGCUCCAGCUC